Octopus sinensis (East Asian common octopus) is the source of this 1551-nucleotide messenger RNA. Its product is annotated as polyadenylate-binding protein 1-A. Lineage: Eukaryota; Metazoa; Mollusca; Cephalopoda; Octopoda; Octopodidae. Gene Ontology annotation, molecular function: RNA binding. The record is from RefSeq and is a predicted model, not a curated record. The coding region runs from base 254 to 814 and encodes 186 amino acids. The transcript has 7 exons.
GUGACGUCAUAACCACGUGUUCUGCACUAUAUGGUGGGAAGUCAACAUUGACUUACAUAUUUAUGCUUGUAGAAAAGAAAACCGUAAAUAUUUUAUGCAGCAUAACAAAGUAAAGGAAAAUUACGUACGAUAUAAUCGGAAUCUACAUCAUUUGAAAAGUUUUAACAGAAAAUUUUAUUCAAAAAUAUCCCUUUUACUGGAGUUUAGGGGAGCGCACCUUCAGUAGAGUGUAUUAGCAGUAAAAGACAAGAUUAUGAUGAACUCCAAACCUGAAGUGUAUUCCUGCCAUAUUAAAUAUUUACCAAUUUCUGUAACCAAGAGUCAAGUUGCAGAUCUCUUCUCAGACUAUGAUGAUCUUUUUGAAAUCUAUAUCAGUGAAAGAGUGAUGGAACAUAAUUACACGUUUGGUUUUGUCAGGUUUAAGAGCCAAGAAUCAGCCAACCAUGCAGUGAAGUCUGUAUCGGGAAAAAUGGUGAAUGGACAAAAAUUGCUUGUCUCUCAUGCCAAAUCUUCAGCAGUAGCGACCGACUCUGACCCUUCCAGUUUAAUAGUCAGUUCCAUUAAGAAACAACUUAAAGAAGAGUUUGCUUCAACAGAUAAGGAAAUUAAUGAACUUCUGGAGGAGGCUUCUUCUAAAAGGUGGACGAAAACGCAUCACUCGGCCUCAGAAUGUGCUUUUUCUUUGGAACUGACCGAUAUUCUUACAGACACAAUGGACUACAAAUACUGGAAUGAAUUUUUCUCAAGACAGAAGGAAAUCUCGCGGAAAUUGAAGAUGAUUCAAAUGCAAACGUCAGCUAAUGGUUCAAGAUGAAGGAAAGAAAUGAUGAUGGAACCGUGGAAAAUAACAGAUUGGCCUGUUGUUGUUGAGAGGGCAGAGAGAACCCGAGAUUGUCCUAUUGUCUCAGAGAGCAUAAGAGACUAAUUGAUUUUCUCUAUGAGGACAAAGAGAGUAUAACAGAUUCAUUGACCUGAAAAGAAAAAAGAGAGAAUGACAAAGUGAUUCUUUGUUCCAAAGAAGGAAGAGAGAAUAUUAACAGAUUGAACCAUUGUUCAUAAGAGGAGACAGAGCAUAAAUCUGAUCUGUUGUACUUCAGAGAGAAUAUGAUAGACACAGCAGUUCUUCCAAAAAGAGAGAGAACGUAUUAUAGACUGACCUUUUACUCCUGAAAAUGGAGAAAAUAUAACGGAUUGAGUCAUUGUCCCCAAAACAGAGACACAGAAAACAAGCUCACCAAGUGUAGCAUGACCUGCAGCAGUACCAUGUCCCACAGAAGUAGACUGAGCUGAGAGACAGCAGAAAUGUAAUAAAGCUGAAGUUAGACGUGGCUGUGAGGUUCUUCAUCGCAAAUAUGCAAUAUCCCAGAUACUUAUAAUGGUGAGGAUUAGUGACUGUUUAAUGUGGUGGAAUAUUGCACAGGAGAAACUGUUAUAUUGUGACGAUACCCAGAAAGUUGUUGAAAACUUGAGUCCAGUCUAUUUUCAUCACAAAAGUGACCAUAAGUGAACAGUUUUGUGUUAAAUAGUAAUAAAUAUAUUGUUCAUUCCAAA